Toxotes jaculatrix (banded archerfish) is the source of this 1084-nucleotide messenger RNA. Its product is annotated as phospholemman-like. Gene Ontology annotation, cellular component: membrane. Gene Ontology annotation, biological process: regulation of sodium ion transmembrane transporter activity. Gene Ontology annotation, molecular function: sodium channel regulator activity. Bases 243 to 512 code for a protein of 89 amino acids. The record is from RefSeq and is a predicted model, not a curated record. The transcript is spliced from 8 exons. NCBI's taxonomy places the organism in Eukaryota, Metazoa, Chordata, Actinopteri, Toxotidae.
CAGAAACCGACCCCGGAUCAGGAGUGUCCAAUAAAACUCCAGAUUUUUAAACUCAGCCCCCUUUUCUUAAAAAAAAAAAAAAAAAAGCCAACCUGUUGAGUGUGACAGUAGUGAAGGCAGGGUGUUGGCGCAGUGUGGCGGAAAGUCACUUCUUUGAGUCACUACCCGUCUGCUUGUGAGACAGUUCCUCGUUGUUGUCUCUGCUAAAUUCAGCUUGUCAGAGGUAAACAGCCUCAAGCCUGAUGAUGUCAAAGAUCUGUGCUUUGGUGUUGGUCACAUUCGUGUCCCUGGUGACUGCAGAAGAACAGAACUCGGAAGAUGACCCAUUCACUUUUGACUACCACAGACUGCGUGUUGGAGGCCUGAUUCUAGCUGCCGUCCUCUGUCUCAUUGGCAUCACCAUCCUGUUCAGUGGCCACUGCAGAUGCAAGUUCAACCAGGACAAGAGAAGGAGGACAGGAAGCAAUGCUCAGCAGAUGCUCAACGACCAAGGUCGUGCCUGCGACUGCUAGAGGUCAACCUGAGCGCACACUGACUUCCCGAACCUGCAACCAACAGAUAACAUGGAGGAUCAGCAGCAGGAUUUGUGAUGCCCAGGAAGUAGUCUGUGUGUAGCCGCUGUAAGGUGUGAUGCUUUCUCCCUGAUAACUGAGCUACUGUCCUGCGGCCUGCACCUCCACACAAACACACACACUCGGACAUACACACCCUUGUACGCAUGGUUUUUGUCACUUUUCAACUUAAAGUGACAAAACAACACUAACACAAACCUAUUACCAAAAAAUACCUUAAGUGUCUGUUCAGAACUAUUGUAGGUUGUGUUAAUGUCUCACUUUACUUCUGUUGCCUGUAAUGUUUGUGUAAGGUAAACAUUGAUGUAGAUAUUAGUCGCUUACUGUGACCAGCCUAACUUGCUGUCCGUGCUUUCAUGUCAAAUAUAAAGAAACCACAUAGUCAUGAGUGAUUAGAGUGUUGUUGAUAAUUCAUGAUAAUCUGUCAGCUUUAUGGUGGAGUGUAGAGCAUUGCACUGUUCAGAGAUACUGAAAGAAUCUGUCAUGUUUCUAUAAAACAACUGUUGAAACUA